AUGUGGGUUGAGAGUAUCAAAAAUCUACCAGAGGAUGUUGUCAUCCGCUGUCGUUGUGCAUUGUCAUUCUCUGUCAUUGUGCAUUGUCAUUGUCAUCAUGCAUCGUCUGCUGGGGCUGAUCCACAUCAACUGCCAAAGACCUUCAACUGCAAGGGGGGAGAUGACAAGAGGAACUCACCACCUCAGAACACCAAAGGUAAUGAGAGACAACAGCGUCUGGUUCAAACAAAUGUAAACCAAUCCACUGAACAUGUAGGACUUAAUGACACAAACGUGUUAAUGUCCAAAUUGCUUCCAUUUGUUUCUUGUGUCCACAACACCAAUGUACCUUUGCAUCCACCACUGUUGAUGCUUAUGCCCACUGCCGUCUCUACUUUUGUCACGGCCAUCCUCUUAACUUCACACUGCAUUAUUUGCUCAGACAUAUAUGAAUACAUAAAACUUAAUGAUGCGAAGAUGUUAUUGUCCAAAUUCCUUUCUGACAUUAUUGGUUUCUGUAUACUGAACUUGAAUCCAGAUGAUAUCACAUGGUCAAAAACAAAUGCAAACAGACCUACUGCGCAGGAGGAUCAUUCUGAAAUGAGGCUAAAUGAUCAUUCUGAAAUGAGGCUAAAUUCAAAAAUGAAUGCAAACAACUUUACCACCAAGGAGUCCCUACCUAGCUCUGCCACUUCUGGUCCAAAUGACAUGGUUUUUCUUGCAGGUUUAAAGUAG
Molecule: messenger RNA, 714 nt
Organism: Laccaria bicolor S238N-H82
Lineage: Eukaryota; Fungi; Basidiomycota; Agaricomycetes; Agaricales; Hydnangiaceae
Exons: 12
Coding region: 1-714 (237 amino acids)
Source: RefSeq, a predicted model, not a curated record